Drosophila hydei is the source of this 569-nucleotide messenger RNA. RefSeq lists its product as uncharacterized. Gene Ontology annotation, cellular component: mitochondrial large ribosomal subunit. Bases 97 to 561 code for a protein of 154 amino acids. NCBI's taxonomy places the organism in Eukaryota, Metazoa, Arthropoda, Insecta, Diptera, Drosophilidae. The record is from RefSeq and is a predicted model, not a curated record. The transcript is spliced from 3 exons.
UGUACAGUUGGCAACGCUGUGUAUUAGCAGCGCCGUGUGUGUUGUUACAAAACCAAUUGCAUUUGUUUUCAUAUUUGUUAACUAAUUUGAAUUGAAAUGUCAAUACCAUUUAGCGGCACGUUACGCCGCUCGGGCGGCAUUGUCUCGGCUAUAGGCAAGCAGCUGAGAAGCGUUAAUCUAAAAGGCGUUAAACGCAUUACAGUGCAGUUUGAUCCUUUUGCCGAAAAUGUAAAAGCCACACGCGAGUUUCUCUUCCUGCUCUCCACGCCCAAAGUUUCGCAGUCGAAUCCGAAGUGUAUUGUAAAGCCGGAUAUUGUCUGCGAUCGUUCACCAGCUUUCAUUAAAUUUGCGCUUAUCGACUCGGCGCAAGAGCAAUCCAAGGUGAAGGAGAUACGCUUCAACAGCGACAAUCUAAAUACUCUGGAAUUGUUGCAGCUAUUAAAUAAGCACGUAUCCACAUUAGCGCCGCCGGAGGAGAUUGCCAAAAAGGUGCUGACCAAGGCAGAAAAACAGAAACUGGGAGGCGGAGCUGGUGGCAAGAAGCCCAUCAAAAAGAAAUAAAUUCCAAG